Messenger RNA from Gambusia affinis (western mosquitofish), 2517 nucleotides. RefSeq names its product refilin A (gene rflna). Gene Ontology annotation, molecular function: filamin binding. Gene Ontology annotation, biological process: actin filament bundle organization; negative regulation of chondrocyte development; negative regulation of bone mineralization involved in bone maturation. Gene Ontology annotation, cellular component: actin filament bundle. Lineage: Eukaryota; Metazoa; Chordata; Actinopteri; Cyprinodontiformes; Poeciliidae. The coding region runs from base 436 to 1098 and encodes 220 amino acids. The record is from RefSeq and is a predicted model, not a curated record. The transcript has 4 exons.
GAGAGAGAGAAAGAGAGAGAGAGACACUCAAGCUGGCAGGAUGAUCAAGAGGGAGCUCUCUUCCUGGGAGCACACAGUCCGCAGAAACACUGAAACAGUGCGGAGCGAAGGAGAGAAGCUCAUCCAGAUCGAUACCAGACGCACGCUUGGAUUUUUUUUCUUCUAGGGAGUUUCUUACUUUUUUUUUUUUUUUUUAACUAAAGAAAAGCGACAUUACAAUUGCAUCUCGUGGUUUAUUUUCCUACAUUUGGAAUAUUGUUCUGGAUUAAAUACGAGCAUUCUCGACGCGCAGAAACCUUAUUCAGAAGUUAAAAGGGAUUAUUUCUUCUCAGCGCGCUAGUUUGGGGGGUGAUUUUCACAAUAAAAGAAGAAGAAAAAGAAACCUGCCAGGUCGAGUUUGUCUAAGAGCUUUUUUCCAACUCUGCUGUCCCAGAAAUGGUGGGGCACCUACAUUUACAAGCGAUGGAUGAGAGCCUCAAAGGAAAGAACCGUGAAGGGCUGCUCGACAGUCCGGACUCGGGCUUGCCCCCCAGUCCUAGUCCGCCCUUCUGCUCGCUGUCUCCGGCUCUGAUCGAGUCGCGCUCCGGCGGCUGCGCGACGCCCGUCGACAGCAAUCACGGAUGUUACAGAAAGGAGAGCAGAGAAGGCAAGCUGCUGCCCUACCUGCUGCUGAACUGUGCAGGAACAGACCCGAAGUCUCGCAUGCACCCGGUGUUCUACGGAGAGAGCAUCGAGGUCAACACCAAACCGGAGCAGGAAAUCAAGUGCACAUCUGCAGUCAAGUACGACUCCGACAAGCACUACCGAGACCGGGUGGUGUGCGCCCCGGUUCCCCUGCCCACUUCCUUCAGCGAGACGGUGGUGGCGGUGCAGAACUGCACUUGGAGAAGCUACAAGACGCAGGUGUACCUGGAGCCGCGGCAGAAGCCCGUCAGCUACCAGAGCACCACCAUCAUCUACCCGAAACACGCCAAGAACACUUACCGCACCACCCUCAACUACAACCCCACGGGCGCCCGCCGCUGGUUCGUGUCCACGGUGCAGCUGGAGUCCACCGAGGACACGAGCCCCUGCGUCAUCUACACAGAGGACCUGUAGGGCUACAUGGCGCCAUCAAGGGACCUCAUUUGAACUUUUUCCUUUAAAAAAAGAAAAAAAAUAGUGUGUUUUUCUCACCAUAAGGAAUUUGGACAGAUCCACACCGAAAGAGAAGCGCCUGGAGUUUCAAACCCCCGCUCUUAAUCUGGGAGUUAGAGUAUUUUUGAUUUUCUGCUGUGGCGGUCUUGAAUGGGGCCUUUGGUGCUCCGCAGCUGCCCUGCAGUGGCUAAUGUCUUAUUUAGCAUGAGAGCUAACAAGCUCAGGGCCUGUACUCCCCCUUUUGGUGGGACUGGUGCCUCGGUGACGGUGACCUUCAGAUUCCUAGUGUCUGUAUAUAGAGGAAAGGGAAGAAAAUAAAAGUAAAAAUUAUCGACAUGUGCUGUGGAUUUUACCCAGUCACACUGAUGCAAAGUGUUCUGAAUAUGGCUCUAUUGCACUUGUUUUCUACAUGUCGCAGUUCCCUCAGAGGACCUGGCAAAGUAGUGGGGAAUUUCUGUGCUGCCUCUGAAAAGUGGACCAAAAAUAGUUUAUUUUCUUUGAGUAACUCCAUACGCUGGAGACCAGAAACUCCAAAAGUGACUCUGAGCAGCAUCUCUCCUCAUCAGCCGUGGUUAGACUGAGGAGGUGAUCUGAAAACCACCCCAGAUAAUCACCAGCUCAGCUUACUCUUUUCAACUUGGUAGACAGGAUGCUAUCAUGUUGGCGCUGAAGGGCUGCGAUAAAAACGGUGGCCACAGAAAUAAGGCUGACUUACUUUUAUUUAUUAAAAUGUAGAAACUAGAAUUACUUGGGACUGUGUGGCUGUAAGACUACAUUGUCUGAACUUAAGGGAAAAGUGGAGGGAGGGUGAGCUUAUUUCACACAGGAAAUAAAAGCUAAAGACAAGGGAGCAAAUUUAUUUAGUAGGAAUCCAGAACAGUUGGGCACAGAGGCUAGCAGCUAGUUUGAGAGGAGCUGAGACCAAAGCUAAUUUCUUCCAUUUUAAAACAGAUUCGACAACAAAUCAUAGCGGCUAAUGCAAAAGCUAAUUUAUAACCUAUUUAAGUCAUGUCACAUUUGAAUCGGACGCUUAUUUACAUCAAUGAUUGUUCGGUCGGUGGAAGUGCAACACCGAUAAGCUUCCUGUGGAAAACAGAUCUGAGUGGAACAUGACUCAUCUUUAGUAAUAACACUAAAUUUACACCAACUUAAACGCUAAUUUAGUGAUCUUGACUCUGCUUUAUUUUUUGUGCCGUGCAGUUAUUCUGACUUGAACAUGUUCUCUGCUCAGUACUUGUUUCAGACAGGAAGGUCACUGGUAACGGACCGCCUCCAACGAGCCUCACCAUGUAAAUAACCAACCAACCUAGUCGGGACAAUGUUGUUGUUAGCUUCGGCCUCCAAGACCAACUAGUCUAAGAGUAUACUAAAUAAAGACAC